AUGCCCAUCCACUUUCGUCAAGCUUUGCUGACAUUCCUCGUGCUCGCAUUCACUGUUUUGCUUUCAAGUGCUGAUCUGGGUUCUCAGGUAACUUCUAAAGUAAAACACAUGGUACUGAAUGAUGCCGAUUUUUUUAAAUUUGAAAAGAGCGCCAACUCACUACUGAGGCAGUACUCUUCUAACUUGCCUCCUCCUGGACUGCCGAUUCCGUCGCUGAAAGAAAGCCUGAUAAAGAAGCUAAUGGCACAUUAUCGUCGCUACGAAAGACCCACUGAGGGCCAAGGCGAGCCGACAGAGGUCCGCGUUUCGAUCAAGAUUUUGGCUAUCACCAGCGUCGACGUUAUCAACAUGCAGUACACUGCCGAUAUGGUCCUGGUUCAGCGCUGGAAUGAUCCUCGCUUGCGUUGGGAGCACUUGCCUGAAUUUUCUGCCAUUUCUGAAAAUAUUCUUUUUACGCAAAGACGGAACGAAAUUUGGUUACCCGAUCUCUUCUUCCGGAAUGGUAAAGAGGGAUUUCUUUAUCGAAUGACUGUCCCAAAUCACAUGAUACGAGUGAGUCCUAACGGCGACAUCUACUACAGUCAGAAGAUCACGAUGAAACUGGCAUGUGAAAUGCACCUGCGAAAUUUCCCUAUGGAUCAGCAAGACUGCGAUAUGGAUAUUGGCAGCUACGGAUAUACUAUAGAUCAGCUCAAAUUCAUUUGGGAUGGAGAUAAUGCUCUCAAGUUCGCUGAUGACAUGCAAAUUUCCGAAUUUAACACACCUUCUGAAACUUUUACAGAGGUACGUUUUUAG
Mesocestoides corti is the source of this 795-nucleotide messenger RNA. The record is from the annotation of a GenBank genome assembly. NCBI's taxonomy places the organism in Eukaryota, Metazoa, Platyhelminthes, Cestoda, Cyclophyllidea, Mesocestoididae.